Messenger RNA from Closterium sp. Naga37s-1, 4107 nucleotides. NCBI's taxonomy places the organism in Eukaryota, Viridiplantae, Streptophyta, Zygnematophyceae, Desmidiales, Closteriaceae. The record is from the annotation of a GenBank genome assembly.
AUGGGGGGGAGCAUGACCCCUGUGGGAGUGGAUGAGGCGGAAGGGGAGGGAGUGCGGUAUGAGGUGGUGGGCGGUGGGUUUUACGGGGUGGAUGGGGAUGAGACAGGGAGUGAGAGCGAUAGGGACACGCCUGGGUCCGCUCGUGCUGGUCUAGACGGCCUUGGCUGGGCUGGUGGUGGUGGUGGUGGUGGUGGUGGUGGUGGUGGUGGUGGUGGUGGUGGUGGUGGUGGUGGUGGUGGUGGUGGUGGUGGUGGUGGUGGUGGUGGUGGUGGUGGUGGUGGUGGUGGUGGUGGUGGUGGUGGUGGUGGUGGUGGUGGUGGUGGUGGUGGUGGUGGUGGUGGUGGUGGCGGUGGUGGUGGUGGUGGUGGCGGGGGUGGUGGUGGUGGUGGUGGUGGUGGUGGUGGUGGUGGUGGUGGUGGUGGUGGUGGUGGUGGUGGUGGUGGUGGUGGUGGUGGUGGUGGUGGUGGUGGUGGUGGUGGUGGUGGUGGUGGUGGUGGUGGUGGUGCAGGUGGUGGUGAGUUGGGGGUUGAAGUAAGGAACCAGGAACGGGAGCAGGCAUUGCAGGAGCAGGUUAUUCAGGAGCAGAGAUCGCAGGAAGAGGGGUUGCAGGAGCAGGGGUUGAGAGAAGGCGAAGCGGAAGGGCAGGCAGGAGAUGGCGGGGAGAAGGGAGAUGCGAACGGAGGGGCGAGCGGGGGCAUGGCAGCAGACAGCACACAGCAGGGAGGAGAAGGUGGGGUAGUGGUAGCAGAGCAGGAGCAUGGAGUAGGAGGAGAGAAUGGGGAAGGGGAACAAGGUGGGCCAGGGGGAGGAGGUGGGGAGCAGCGCACUAUGGCAGCAUGCGGGCCCCGGCAGGGCGUGGUGAUCGCACGGGGCAGCCUGGAGCAGCGAAUGGAGGCUGUCUGCGCCGCUGAGGCCCUCACUGUGCUCGCCAACACCCGCUUCCGCGCCCUCUGGACCCUCCGCCCCCGCCCCCACUUCUUCCCCAAACGCUCCCACAGCCUCCCCCAAAGCCGGAACGCCGGGGGGAUGCUUGGGGUAGGGCGGCAGCAGCGGCGGAGGCUCUUAGGGGAGAUUACAGGAGAAGAGGAGCUUAGGAGGUUGAGAGAGACCAGGCGGAGGAGAAUGAGGAGGAGGAGGAGAGGGGAGGGAGUGGGGGCAGCGGAGGGGGAGAGACAGGGGGGAGAGGCCGGCAGUGGGGGUGCGGAGGGGAGCAUGGCGGGGGAGGUGGGGAUGGUGCGGUUUGGCGAUCUGUUUGAUGCGCGCAUGCCUGUGGACGUGCAGGAGAAUGCCACUGAGUUCCUGCUGCGCCAUGUGGUGGCUGGGGAGAAGCUCAUGCGUAGAGAGAUUUCGUUCAUCCGCUGCCCUGAGCCGUCAGCCGGCAGGGUGGCAUCAGGAGCAGAGCUGCUGAGGGUGGCACCAGACGUGCGCCGAUACGCCCAGGAGGUCUCCCGCAUGCGCCAAGCCACUGGCUGGACUCCCCAACAGGACGGGAUUUCCCAGGAAAUGAAUUCCCAAGGGUGGAAUUCCCAGGGUUCCGCCAGCAGCAACAGCACUAGGGUGGAGAGCGGUGCAGACCGGUACGGGCACUGGACGGCGCGGCUGCAGCUGUACACUGUGCGGGGGCUAGUGCUGCCGGACUUUGCCGACCGGCGCGUGGCGUGCCGGUACGAGGAGGAGGUGCGGGUGUGCCUGGGGAAGCUACAGCCGUCCGAUGCCGUCCUCUCUCUGAUUCGCCAGGAGGAGGAGCAGGAAGGUGGAGAGGGGGAGGAGGAGAGGGAGAAGAGGGAAGGGGCGGGUGAUGGGGAGAAUGGAAGUGAGGGGAGGGAGGACGAGGAGGGUUCACGAGGGCGAGGAGUGGGGGAGAGGCGGGAUGGCAGCAGCAUUGGAGAGAUUGUUGCUCGGAGCACAGCAGUGUAUCUGGAGCCCACUCCCCCCUGGACGCUUCCCCAGGCCCGUGCGUUGCCCUGUGCUGGCUGUCCGCCUGCUGACCUCCUCAACUGCACCAUCCGCCGCAUCGCAUACCAUUACAUGCGCACGCACGCCCCUUCUCCUUCCUCUGACUCCUCCUCCUCCACCUCCUCCCGUGCCCUGCCUGACUUCCUGAUCGGCGCGUACUGGCCGUCGGAUGCUGAGACGCUCAUCUCAGCCUUCCAUCCGCUUCGUCGGCCGUACCUCCUCAGGCUGACACGUCGGCGCCAGGUGGCAUGCCCGUCACCACCCCCUCUCGCCCUGCGGCCCGAGCGGGGAUCGUUAAGGUCUGAGGAGCAGAUGGGGAUGAGAGGAAUCAAGUACAGGCGGGUGGGAUGGCGAACGCAGGGAGCAGCAAGAGGAGAAACGCAAGGAGGAGACAGGGAGGGAACACAGGGCGCCCAGGGAGGACAGGGCGCCCAGGGAGGACAACAGCAAGACUCGCUACCACAGCCGCGCCAGCAGCAGCAGGUGCGGUUUGUUGACCCACCAAGAGCAGCAGGACAGGGCGUGGCUCUAGACCUCAGGGUGGUCAGUGCAGUGGGCACGGGUGCACAGGGCACCGGCGGAGGCUGGCAGGGAGCGGGCGGGCAGGGGGCGGGUGCACAGGGAGGGGACGGGCAGGGAGGGGGCGGGCAGGGAGGGGACGGGCAGGGAAGGGACGGGCAAGGCGGGGGCGGGCAGAAGGGCCAGUACUGGGCGAUGAAGCAGCGGCUGAAGCAGCUGGCGCAGGAGAGGCAGAAAGCCCUUGAGGGGGAAAGAUCAGGGGGCGCUCUUGGGGGCUCUGGCAGUGCCGUGCAGGGAGGUUUUGCGCAGGGUGGGGGAGGGGAGGGAGGGGGCGGGGAGGGAGGAAACGGGCAGAAGGGGCAGUACUGGGCGAUGAAGCAGUGGCUGAAGCAGCUGGCGCGGGAGCGGCAGCGGAGGAGAGACGUCCGUGGGGGGAACGGGUCAGGGGCCGCUCUUGGUGGCUCUGGCAGUGGGGCGUUGAACAGGCGAAGGCUUUUGGCUGCUGAGUCGGCGACUUUUGAGACGUCUCAAGAGUCAGGGGGCGGUAUUGGUGGCUCUGGCAGUGGGGUGUUGAACAGGAGACGGCUUUUGGGUGCUGACUUGGCGCUGACGUGGCAACAGCUGGCGGAGUUGCAGGAGGAAGAGGCGGCUCGGAAGGCCGGGGCGUCGAAGCGGAGAGAUGACCGGCUGUGUGCUCGAUUGAGGCUAGCGGAGCUAUACUGGCUGUCACGGGCGCAGGCCGUGUUCAGUCUGUACCGCAGCACAGCAGCCGACUUCAUCCGCGCCCAGAUGGCCUUCCGCCUGCACCACGCUUCCACCUCCUCCUCCACCACCUCCACCACCACCACAAAUGGGGAGGGCGGGAGCGUGGAUGAUACAAGUGCCACCAGCGCUGCUGCUGACGCUAGUGCUGCUGCUGGUGGAGGGACGGGUGAUGAGCUGAGUGUGUGUCAAGCGCCCCCUGUGCCGCCUGUCAUCAAGAGCCGUGCAGCUCGCCACAUGAUCGUGGAUGGUGAGACCCUCUGCCCUUCGGCUGCUCCUCUGCUGCUCCCAUGCUUCUGGUGCCCUGUUGCUCCCUUGUUAUCUCCCCCAUACCCCCUUUCCCUCUGUGACCCCUUUCCUCUCUUUCCUCUCUCCCUCUGCGUUUCCUCAGAGCAGCGUCUCAAGGCCAUGUACUGCUACAUCCCCAAGGCGGCGUGUACGAGCUGGAAGCUGUGGUUCCAGCAGCAGCGCGGCCGCACCACCCCUGAUGACGUGGAGCAUGUGCACGAUGCUGACACCAGUGGGCUGGACCAGCUGUGGCACGCAUUCACAGAGAGCGAGGCCAUCCGUGUGCUGACCCGCCCAGACAUGUUCCGCUUCACAUUCGUGCGCAACCCCUUCUCCCGUGUCGCCUCUGCUUACCUCAACAAGCACGUCGCCUGGGCCGACCCCAAGGAUCGCCUGGAGUGGAACAAGGUGUACACCGCACCGCACAAACGCACCUGCACUCACACGCACUCCCUCGCAAGCACGUUGAGUGUAGAGAUUAUCUGCAUGGAAAGGGGCCAGGCUGCAGCAGAGAGCGCGUGCGGGCACAGAGAGUACAACAUGACCUCCUUCCCUCCUGUCGCCCCCCUUCCCCCCACCUGA